This is a messenger RNA of Somion occarium, 3431 nucleotides long. The record is from the annotation of a GenBank genome assembly. NCBI's taxonomy places the organism in Eukaryota, Fungi, Basidiomycota, Agaricomycetes, Polyporales, Cerrenaceae.
GAUAGUGUCUUCUCGUGCAACGUUUUGCCGUCUUACCAGAAGCCUCAGAUUCAGGCCUUCAUCUGGUUGAGAUUUUGUCUUGUCUAUCCUUCCAGUCUGGUAGAUACACGCUGCCAAACUGCCUCAUUUAUUCCUUUUCAAUCAUACGCUAACCCAUACUUCAAGCUGGCGUGCUUGAUCCCUGCUAGACCGUGUCAUUACAGACACAAAGGGUUAUAGACAGCUGCAUAAGUAUACGAAGAAACGAGACCUUGUACGUAGAUCCGCGCCAAUAUAGUUGAGUCCUCUUUGUUCUACCGCGUGCACUGAGUCACUGGCCAGCUCGCAUUGUCUCUGUCUCUGUCUCUGUCUCUGUCUCUGUCUCUCUUUUCAGAUAUCGCCUCUUCGCGACAAAAGUAAGAAACUAAACGCGGAUUUAAACAUUCACUCUCUGAUAACUGCAAGGCCAUAAACUCAUUCCCAUUGUGCAGGUGUUCCCGUACCUUCGUUCCAAGUUCAAACUUCCUUGGUGCGACUCCAAUUAGCCACUGCCUGAGAAUCAAGAACUCCUUUCAAAAUCAAUACGCUUAUUAAGAGACUUCCUCAAAUAUUCACGAUAUGCUCGGCCUAUUCGUUGGACCCGUGUCCCCACGCCAUUUCCUCGAUAGGUUCAUCAGGCUGAAGUCACUAAAGAAAUUGAACCCUGAGACACCGCCAAACUCGGAAGUCGAUUUCUCCGAAAUGCCUUCCAUGGGGUCCGAAAAGGAUGUGUUCGAACCUUUGUGCGAUGCUAUCAAUAACUCUGGCGUUUGCACUGGAUUCACUUUGGUUGACGUUUCGAGCUCAGCAACCAAGGAUAUUAUUCAACUGCGCCCGGACCUCGCCCUCGUACCCUCCAACGCUGAAGACCUGAUGGACUAUAGCAUUAUGGAAUUUUUCGUCGAGACUAAGCUUGGUGAUCUUGCGGACCUCUUCUACGACAAUCAGGACACAUGCGUGGAUGAUCCGAUGGAGAACAUGACGGGGGAAAAUGCGGAGACUCUCGAACAGAUGAUAUCCUAUGCGGCCGCGUUAUUAUCCCGCCAGCACAGAUUAUUUGCAUUCUCUAUCGCCGUGUGCGGUCAUUAUGCUCGCUUCUUCCGAUGGGAUCGUGCUGGGUGCAUCGUCAGCGAUCUGUUUAACUUCGUCGAAGAGCCAGACAUCUUGCUUGACUUUUUCUGGUGCUAUGCACGACUAACUCGCGAAGAACGUGGCUUUGAUCCGACUGUGGUGCCUGCUUCUGCUGCCGAGGCCAAACUCUUCUCUGAUGCCCUGUCGCGAUACAUUCAGGAAUCGAAACCGCGGGACGUCAGCUAUCUGCAACCGAAACCCGAUUCUACCUAUCCGAUCUCCAAGAUGCAGAUUCCAAUGACGAAGGGCGUUCGCGAGCUGAUUGUUGGCAAACCAUUUUGGGAUGCUGACUCUCCUGAUCGGACGACAAGCGCAUACGCUGCGUACGAUAUGGUGGAGAUGAAAAUCGUGUUUGCAAAGGACUCUUGGCGUGAUGAGGAUGAAGGCAUGCUUUUGGAGGCUGAGAUCUAUGAUAUACUCAAGAAGAACAAUGUGCCCUUUCUCCCCGAAGUCAUCGCGGCUGGGAACGUUUAUGUGAAGACCAAGAAGAAGAAGGUGUAUCAGAGGACACUUAUUGAAAAAUGGUACACUUCUAACAGCAGAUCAUUACUGUGGUGCCUACCAUCUGUGGACCUACGAACCCUGGUGCAUUGCAGGGUCGUUCAAGAACUCGCCUAUCCUCUGACGUCUGCACUCUCAUCGAAGGAGGCCGUCCAAGCUAUUCGCGAUGCGAUCGAAGCUAUCAAAGUCGCGUACCAUGAUGCCAAAAUCUUCCACCGCGACAUCAGCACUGGGAACAUCAUGAUCAGUAAAUCGGGUCGCGGAAUCCUCAAUGACUGGGAUCACGCACUGAUAGUCAUUCUCAGGGACACACCCCAAGGGUAUCGGGUGGGCACCUGGCAAUUUAUAUCUGUCCCGUUACUGCGGCGUCCCAAGAAAGGUCAUGAGGUGCACGAUGACCUGGAAUCGUCAUUCUGGGUGUUACUUUACAUCUCUUUUCAUUAUUUCAAACACACCAAACUUGUCAACGUCGACUUCUUCAACGAAUACAACGAGUACAGCCGAAACGGCAGUGCAACUCGUCACGCGUAUGGAGGACUAGCAAAGGCGGGCUUCCUAUAUGGGGGACUACCAGGUGUGAAGUGGACGUGUGCCCCUUUGAAUAAACUUUUACACAAGUUCGGCGAUCUCUUCUACCAAUAUCACUUCUAUCAUGGGAGGCAGGAUCGUGAGGAACACUUGGCCUCCUUCACGGAUUUCCAGAAACGGCUCGACCAGGUGGAUAGUGUUUUGGAUCUCUUCGACACCGCUCUGGCAUCCGACGAAUGGCCGGAGAACGAUGUGCUGCCUGAUCAGUAUAGCCGGAAGAACGAGAAGAAAGAGACAGAGGAACGUCAUGAUUUGAAGUCACAUGCCGUUGCUCCUGCUGCUCAGGAGAUGAAUCCUGUGCCCGUCACUUGCAUGGCUCCAGUUUUGCUGCAAACUCGGUCCGCUAUCCCUGGGAUACAUUCCAGCACUCGAUUAAUACAGCAGAGUAUCGGGCUGCAAGUCCCUGUACCGGAAGGUGGGCCUUCACAGCUUCCCAUGGGUUCUCGCAGUACGGUGAAGAGACCUCUUGAUGAGGGCCCUGCAGAAUUGUCAGUAUCCCGUUCAAAACGGGCUAAGACCGCGCCGGAUCGAAGAAGGUCCUUUAACCGUGCCCCUAGACCCCCUCCUGAGCGACCAGUGGUGGAGCACCGAUAUCCUACGCGUUUCAAAUUGAAUGCUACCCGUCGGGGUAGUUCUCUGAGAAACCCACAGCAGGCGGACGUCGAAAUGCAAGAUGACCGACGGCGGAACCCCUCUCGGUUGAGCGCAAAGUCGAAGAAGGCAUAUCGUUAGAACCCUUCUAGGAAUGACUAGAAAGCGGCGGAAGGUGAUCGUAGUCGAUCUCAGACGAAGUCCAGCAUGCCUCAGCCACCAAUAGCUACAUCCUCUUCCAUAUGUUUCGUUUCUAUACUGUGCCUACCCUGAUUUUUAUAUUGGCUCACUGUCAGUGUCUUCUGCUGUAUUUUUAUGAGUGGACCUGGGCCUACGUUGUAAGGUUCAGGUUCAUCGAAUAUGGGACAAUCCGAGCUGGGAGAUACAGUUAAUUCAAAGGUUAAAGAUGGGUACAAACAUUCAGAUGCUGACGGGUGUCAGGAUAAAUUAUGUAUUCAUGAAAGGUCAUGUCAUCGUAUUUGCCUUUAAGAAUCAUCGUUCGGACAGGUACAUAAGCAUGUUCCCCGUAGCUGUUACGGCUUCACAGCAAUCUUUACUGCACUACGGCUAUUCAUCUUGUCAAGUGCUUGUUGGUACUCGUC